UCAGCAUUCUUCUCAUUCCUCCCUCACAACAAUCAGCCUGUGAGCCUUUAUGAGCCACACUCACCAGUCAGCUCACUCACACACGCGCGUGGACUGGAACGGGGCACUCCGGGAGCUUUUCGGAGACGUUUUUCCGGAGUUUGAAGCGUUCUUCUUUGUGUGAUGAGACUAAGAUUUGAUACCUUGUGAUCCACUCCCUUCCUCAAGUCCACCCAUCCAGGCCGGACCCAAAACCUCUCGGAUAUGAGAACCGCCGAGUCCGCCCCCGGGACGGUCCUGCACCGCCUCAUCCAGGAGCAGCUCCGUUUCGGCAAUCUGACAGACACCCGCGCCCUGCUGGCCAUCCAGCAGCAGGCCUUACGCGGUAGCGGCGGCGUUAUCGGGAGUCCUCGCUCUUCUCUGGAGAACGUGAACCAGGACGAGUGCCAGUACCUGCACAUGUCCACCCGGCAGGACCCCCAGGGUCAGGAAUACCAGGGAAGCUGCGUUCAUCCGGAAAAGCCCUUGAGAAUUUCCUGCAACGGGGAGGAGCUUCCCACCUACGAGGAAGCCCGAGUUCACUUACAGUACCUUAAAGGGGAGCCGGACUCCUGCGUGGAUGUGCACUGGGAUGCCAAACGGGAGCACGCCCGUUCCCUUAGCGAGCGCCUCAUGCGGCUUUCCCUGGAAAGGAGCGCGCCGACGACCAACGUCCCUACGAUGAGCUCCUCGCAAAGUUUCCCGCAGCUGCACAAUGCCGCCCUGCCGCAAGGGGACCCGCGGGGUCCUCCACCUGGAUACCCGCCCCAGGACCAAAGGGUUUAUUUCCUAGAACCUACAGCGCCUCCACCCUUCUACUCUCAGUACAGGAACGGCGGGGUUCCUGCGAAGGAUGAAGGCGAUGCCCUGAGGCGGGAGAACCGGAGGCUGAGGCGGGAAGUAGACAUGUACGCAGAGAAAGCAGCACGCCUGAACAAGCUGGAGAACGAGGUCGCUAGGAUUUCAGAGGCGUACGAGACUCUGAUGAAGGGCUCGGCCAAACGCGAAGCUCUGGAAAAGACCAUGAGAAACAAAUUGGAGGCCCAGAUGAAGAGGAUGCACGACUUUAACCGGGAUCUCCGAGAACAAGUGUGCACGGCGGCCAAGCAGCGGGCAGACAAGGAAGCGGAGCGCUCGGAACACAAGCAGCACGUCUUCCUCAAGCUUCUCGAGCAAAAUGAGGAGCAGCAGCGUGAGCGCGAGCGUCUGGAGAUAUCCAUCCAGAACCUCCGGGUGUCGGCGGAGGAGAGCCAGCAUGGACGAGAGCUCCUGGAGAAGGCGCUGCUCUCGGCGCACGCUCGUAACAGACAGCUGGAGGACGAGCUGCACAGGAAACGGGCUUACGUAGAGAAAGUGGAGCGCCUCCAGAGCUCGCUUGGACAGCUGCAGGCGGCGUGCGAGAAGAGGGAAGAGCUAGAGAUGCGACUGCGUACCCGCUUGGAGCAGGAACUCAAAAGCAUGCGGGCGCAGCAGAACCAGACCUCUGGCCUCGUGGCUUCCGAGCUGAGCUCCUCCCUGUCACAGCAGCAGCAACUGAGGGAGCUCGAGGAGCGUAUCCUAGGCUUGGAGGCAGACAUCACCAAGUGGGAGCAGAAGUACCUAGAGGAGAGCACCAUGAGGCAGUUUGCCAUGGACGCCGCCGCUACAGCCGCAGCGCAGAGAGAUACCACCAUCAUCAACAACUCGCCUGGGCAUUCGCCUGAUAGCAGUUUUAACGAAGACCUCCCUCUGAGCAAUCACAGACAUCAGGAAAUGGAGAACAGAAUCCGAGCCCUUCACGCACAGCUCCUGGAAAAGGACGCCAUGAUCAAGGUCCUUCAACAGCGCUCCAGAUGGGAGCAAUGCAAGUUGGAGAAACAAGGUCUCCGGUUGACCCGGUCCGUCCCGUCCAUUACCACUGCGGCCGGCAACGCUGAGACUAAAGGAAAGAGCCUCUCGGAUGACCAGACAGGUGGCGCCUUGAUGCAACGCGAGGGUGCUAGACGGGACUCCGCCACACAAUGUGACCAACCAUUCAGCAACUUGGUGGAGGACGCCUCUGGUACUUCGGAGAAAGCCCAGCGGGGACAAGUCCAAGCUUCACUUGACUCGGAGAUGGUGGAGAUUCUCAUUUGAGGGAUGUCCAGACAUGUUGCUGUUUAUUUAUUUCUUCUGUCAUUGCUGCUCAUUUUUAUUGUACGACGGAGUAAUAGGGUCAAACAAACAAAAAAAGAAAAAAUAAAUAGGACUAUGAGAAAGUCAUGAUAUUAUGAGAUUAAAGUCUAAAUAUUACAUCAUGUAAAAUGUGCGGGAGCAAUACGGCUAAUGUAGCUACUACUACAAACUAGCUACUACUAAUUGCUGCUACGUUCUUGCUACUACUUACUACGAUAAAGUAUUAGACAAAUUAUAAGUAUAAAUCCUGAUAUUGACUAUAAUUUGAUGGAGAUGUGCCAAAAGAUGCUUUCAAUAUUUUUUUAUUUUAACAGCAUUGGCAAAGUAUGUGCUUGCUAUAUUAGCUACAAUGCAUCAAUGCUAAUAACAUAAAGAUACGUAAUAUGAUUAAAUUAUAUUUGCAAUAUUCCAACUUUUUUUCUCAUAUUACGUCUUUGGUAUCUUAAUAUUAGGUAAAGUUAUAUCACAUUCCGAUUUGUUUUUUUCCAUGUGAUAUUAUGACUUUUCUCGUAAUAUUACAUAAAGUUACAUAGUGUUACCAUUUUUAAUCUUGCAAUAAUACGACAUUUUCUUGGAACAUUACGAUUUUAAUCUGGUAAUAUUACGUAGUUACGUAACAACUUUUACUACUAAUAUUAUGUAAAAUGAUGUGGUAUUAUGUUUUUAAUCCUGUAAUAUUACGAUUUUUUUCUCGUUACAUUGCGACUUUAAUCUCAAAAUUCCGACUUUUUUUCUCUUCAUAUUACAUAAAAAUACAUAACAUUACAACUUUUUCCCCCAAAAUAUUAAUUUUCUCAUACUACCUAAAAUGAUGUUGCUACGACUUUAAUCUCGUAACAUUACGACUUUAAUCUCACAAUAUUUUGAUAUUUUUCCCCUCGCAAUAUUACUUUAAUCUCAUACUACGUGAAAAUACAUAACAUUACGACUAUUUUUCUCAUAAUAUUACGUAAAGUGACGACUUUAAUCUCAUAUUACUUUUUCUCGUAACACGAUGACUUCAAUCUCUUAAUAUUCUGACUUUUUUCUCGUAAUAUCAGGUAAAAUAACGUAGUAUUACGACUUAAAUCCCAUAAUAUUAUGACUUUAAUCUCGUAAUAUUACAUAGAGUUACGUGACAUCACAAUUUUUUUCUCCUAAAAUUACGUAGUUAUGUAGUAUAAUGACUUUAAUACAGUAAUAUAAUGACUUUUUCUUGUAACAUUACGAGUUUAAUCUCAAAAUAUUCUUUUUUCCCAGUAAUAUUACGAUUUUUUAAGUAGUAUUCCGACUUUAAUCUUAAUAUUCCGACUUUCAUGCAAUAUUACGUGAAGAUCCAUAACAUUACGACUAUUUUUCUUGUAACAUUACGACUGCUCGUAAGGUGACCUAGUAUUCCGUCUUUAAUCUCUUACUAUUCCGACUUUUUUCUUGUUAUAUUACAACUUUAAUCUCAUAAUAUUACUGAAAGAUACAUAACAUUAUGGCUAUUUUUGUCGUAAUAUUACAUUUUUUUUCUCAUAAUACCAUGUGAAGUGACGCGGUAUUACAAUUUUAAUCUCGUGUUACUUUUUCUCAUAACAUGAUAAAUUCAACGUCUUAAUAUUCCGACUUUUUUCUCGUAAUAUUACGUAAAGUUACGUAUUAUUACGACUUUCAUCUCAUAAUAUUACGAUUUUUUUCUAAUAAUAUUACGUAAAGUUACCUAGUUUUACGACUUUAAUCUCGAAAUAUUAUGAUUUUUUUUCUCUCGUACCAUUACGACUUUUAUCUUAAUAUUCCGACUUUUUUCUCGUAAUAUUACGAAAAGAUACAGAACAUUGUGACUUUUUUUCCCAAUAUUAUUACUUUCCUCAUAAUAUUACCUAAAGUUAUGUUGUAUUAUGACUAAUAUCGUAACAUUAUGACUUUAAUCUAAAAAUAUUCUGAUUUUUUUCCUCGUAAUAUUACUUUAAUCUCGUAAUAUAACGUGGAUACAUAAUAUUACCACUUUUUUCUCGUAAUAUUAUGACAAAAUUAUUAUUACGAACUAUUCACUAUUAUACUGUUAAUAUUAUGUAAAGUUACAUAGUAUUACGACUUUAAUUUCUUAAUAUUCCGACUUUCCUUUCUUGUAAUAAUACAACUUUAAUCUCGUAAUAUUAUGUGAAGAAACAUAACAUUACAACUAUUUUUCUCGUGAUAUUACAGCUUCUCUCAUAAUAUUACGAAAACUGACGUGGUAUUACGACUUUAAUCUCAUAUUACUUUUUAGCAUAACGAAGGCUUUUCCUCGUAAUAUUAUGUAAAGUUACGUAUUAUUACGACUUUCAUCUCGUAAUAUUAUGAUUUUUGUCUUGUAAUAUUACAUAAAGUUACGUAGUUUUACGACUUUAAUCUCGUAAUAUGAUUUUUUUGUCGUAACAUUACGACUUUUAUCUUAAUAUUCCGACUUUUUUCUCGUAAUAUUACGAAAAGAAGAAAAAUAUUACAGCUUCUCUCAUAAUAUCACGUACACUGACGUGGUAUUACGACUAUAAUCUUAUAUUACUUUUUAUCAUCACAUAAUGGCUUUUCCUCGUAAUAUUACGUAAAAUUACGUAUUUUUACGACUUUCAUCUCGUAAUAUUACGAUUUUUUUUCUUGUAAUAUUACGUAAAGUUACGUAGUCUUACGACUUUAAUCUCGUAAUAUUAUGAUUUUUUUCUCGUAACAUUACGAGUUUAAUCUUAAUAUUCCGACUUUCUUCUUGUAAAAUUACGAAAAGAAGAAAAAUAUUACACCCUCUCUCAUAAUAUUACGUACACUGACGUGGUAUUACGACUUUAAUGUCAUAUUACUUUUUAGCAUAAAAUUAUGGCUUUUCCUCGUAAUAUUACGUAAAAUUACGUAUUAUUACGACUUUCAUCUCAUAAUAUUACGAUUUUUUUCUUGUAAUAUUGCACAAAGUUACGUAGUUUUCCGACUUUAAUCUCGUAAUAUUAUGAUAUUUUUCUCGUAACAUUACGACUUUAAUCUUAAUAUUCCGACUUUUUUCUCGUAAUAUUACGAAAAGAAGAAAAAUUAUUUCAGCUUCUCUCAUCAUAUUACGUACACUGACGUAUUACGACUUAAAUCUCGUAUUACUUUUUAUCAUAACAUGAUGGCUUUUCCUCGUAAUAUCAGGUAAAAUUACGUAUUAUUACAAUUUAAAUAUGAUAACAUUACGACUUUAAUCUCGUAAUAUUAUGACUAUUCUCAUAGUCCUGUUUUUUUUUUUUUCUGUCUUUCUUUCUUUGGUCCUAAUACUCCGUCAAAGUACUGUGCCACCUUCUAAGCUACAUGUUUUGUCUUUUUAAUUUAAAACAAUGGGACUUGUUUGAGUAUUGUUCUGUGUGACAGGACAAUGUAUAUUUAACUUUAUUUAUCUUGGGGGCUGUGGCGUUUACAAACUUUAGAACAUCCAAACCAAAAGAAAACAUACAGUAGUUGAUGCCAUCCUGAUGGUUUACGUGAUAUUUGUGAAUGUAGUUUCGCAUCGUUACGGCGUUAGGUUUUCAGGUUAAGUGUUGGGUGUACAGUUUAUGUGAUAAGUGUUGGGUGAAGGGUUUUGGGGUUCAAGUUGAUACGGUAAGAUUCAGGUUGGGAGAUUUGGGUGUAGAAAAGCUCCGGAGCUAAUAUUUGCGGCCCUGUAAGCGCAAAUUCCCCCCGGCCUCACCUCGCCCCUCCACUGGAAGCUAAUCUUCUCACAUUCCUGGCCGAGGGAGCGAGAACAAAAAAAGGCUAUCUAAAGCGGGGAAUGCGAAGUCCCUUCGCCCUCGUUAAAACGUCGCGCAUUCCCCGCUUUAGAUAGACUGGUUUCCACCAUCUCUAAAUUUGCCUGGAAUGCGUUUUCUUAUUAGACUGGAAUGAGGGGAAACACUAAUUCAGUCAAUGUCAGCGGGGAUUAUCCACACGUAAAUUCUGACAUUUAAUGGUCCGUUCCACUUCAUGCUUUUCAAUCAAAACACACGCAUGCACACGAUAUGAAUGAAGGCAUUUGCUGGUCAAUGCAGUGUGACAGGAAUGUUCCCUUAGUUUGGUCGGAAUGUGUUUACAUGCAAGGCAAAAGUUAAUAUAUAUUGUUUUUUGUAUUCAGAAGCUUGUGUUUUGGUGCCAAAGAUGUACUGUGAUGUUUUGUGUGUGUGUGUGUUGUCGUUUUUUAUUAUUGAUGUUGUAACACAGACACACAAAAGGUUGCGAUACCAUUUGGGUGUUGCUGUGAACUGUUUUGUAAAGUAUGUAUUUCUUAAUAUUUCACCCUCCGAGAGAUUAAAGAUAUUAAUAUAUGUCCCGUA
This is a messenger RNA of Corythoichthys intestinalis (scribbled pipefish), 6446 nucleotides long. RefSeq names its product angiomotin like 2a (gene amotl2a). Gene Ontology annotation, cellular component: plasma membrane; cytoplasmic vesicle; bicellular tight junction. Gene Ontology annotation, biological process: establishment of cell polarity involved in ameboidal cell migration; regulation of cell migration; hippo signaling. Lineage: Eukaryota; Metazoa; Chordata; Actinopteri; Syngnathiformes; Syngnathidae. The transcript has 11 exons. Bases 244 to 2133 code for a protein of 629 amino acids. The record is from RefSeq and is a predicted model, not a curated record.